Messenger RNA from Saprolegnia parasitica CBS 223.65, 841 nucleotides. RefSeq lists its product as hypothetical. The coding region runs from base 50 to 841 and encodes 263 amino acids. NCBI's taxonomy places the organism in Eukaryota, Oomycota, Saprolegniomycetes, Saprolegniales, Saprolegniaceae. The record is from RefSeq and is a predicted model, not a curated record. The transcript has 4 exons.
UUGUUCUUGAGUAGUACGAUUGUACCGCAGUCGCACCCGCAGCGCGGGCAUGGAGAACCUCUUUCCUGCCUUCCGGUUCCAUACCCCAUCGACGGUCAGCAUCACGCCAUGGGCAGCGCCAAAGGCCCCGCGCAGCUCGCGACGGCAGCGCGGUGGCGACGGGGCAACGCCCCUCGCAAAGCCCGUCGUGCUUGUUCGAUCCACGUCGGCGCUCCACCCUGCAAACAACCAAAAAGUGGUCGAAGGACCGUACAACCCGUCGUUCAACCCGUCACCGCUCUCUCUCGCCUCCAAGCGACGCGUUGAGACACCGGUGUCCAUACGCGCUUGUCUUCCCAGCAUGACGCCAAAACCAACGCCGAGCGACGCCGCGGCGCUCGCCUCCGUUGGUGUCGUCUUCAACAACCAGUCGGACGACGACGUCCAAGUGUUUUGCACAAAGCUUGGCGCCCGGCGCAUCUUGGAGUUCCGCUUGGCGCCCGGUGCCACGUCCGAGCGGCACGUUGUUGGACGACCCACGACGCCUACUUACUCCUUUCAAGGCAUUCAGCUUGUCUACUUUGAUUGGGAACGCAAAAUGGCAGCGCCUGGAUACCGGUUUCCGAUCGCAGCCACGGACGACGUCGCUGCGAGUGAUUUACCAAGCGAGGGCAUUGGCUUGGCCUUUGCAUCCAACUGCAUUGGCGACGAGGUCUACGUCCUCUACCGCGUCGACAGUCUCGGGCGCGCGACACACGUCUCGGAACUACCGCGUGGCGAGCCGCUGCGCUUCACCGCGUCGCCCAGCGAGCCGUAUAUUCGUCUUGACGUCGAAAGCCCGCUUCUCGAUCGUGCUCGAUGA